GCCAUCCAUCCAUCCAUCGGGCCGGCCGGCCGUCGCCGCCGCCGACCCUCGAGCCCGGCCCCCGGGCCCCUGGCACAAAGCCUCGCGCCCCCUCCCCGGCUGCGAAUCUUGAGCACCCUGGGGCGCGCCGCUGGGAUGCCCCGAGGGGGCAGGGGCCCGGCGCCGCGCCCCAACUCCCCGCCCCCGGAGCGGCGACCCCUCGGCACGUGGGAGGGGAGCCAAGGGGGCGGGGAGUGAGGCCCCAGACCCGGUGGCGGGAGCCCGGCAGCAAGGGCGCGUGGGGGGGGGGGCCAGAGGCCGGCACCGCCCGCGAACCCGCUGCCCGGCCGAGCCCCCCAGCAACUGGCAGGAGGAAAUAGCGCGCGGCCCCUUUAAAUUUACCCAGGAGCCCUCCAAGGAGCCCCAGGGGCCCCAGGCAGGAAUCCCCACCCCGGCUCCAGCCCGCGCCGGCCGCCGAGCAGCGAGCGAGCCCCCCGGCCGCCGUCGCCGCCGCCGCCUCCCGAGCGGAGGAGGUGUCCCCGGCGCCGGGCCCGGCGAGCAGCCCGCGCCCGGAGGGCCGCCCGCGGCGCGCACCGCAGCUCAUGGAGCCCGGCGGGGACCCGCGGAAUCGGAGCGGCGGUGGCGGCGGCGGCGGCGGCGGCGGCAGUAGCGGGCCUGGAGCCCCCCGCAGCCGGCGCCCCCCGCGGGCCCCGGGCCCUGAAGACCAGGAGGCCGGAGGGCCGGAGCUGAAGCCAGAGGGCAGCGCCUUGGGGUCCCUCCCUUCCCCCCGGAGCAAGGGCCCUCCUUCUGGCCGGAAGUACUCGGACCACUGCGAAGCCCGGGCCUCCCGGCCCGGCAAGAGCCGAAUCCCGGGGCGAGACCAUCGGCGCUACUACCAUGACCACUGGCGGCUGGAAUACCUGAUGGACUUCAACCCGGCCCGGCACGGGAUGGUGUGCAUGGUGUGCGGCAGCUCCCUGGCCACCCUCAAGCUGAGCACCAUCAAAAGGCACAUCCGCCAGAAGCACCCCUACUCCCUGCACUGGAGCCCCCGGGAGAAGGGGGUCAUCAGCAGCAGCUGGGAUGCCCACCUGGGGCUGGGGGCCUGCGGGGAGGUGGGGGGGCCGGGGGCCCGAGGGCCCGACGAGGACGAGGAUGAGGACUUGGAGGAGGAGGAAGAGGAGGAAGGCCCCGCGGCCCCCCCAGCUUGCCUGCCCAAGGGCCCAGGCCGAUCCUCCUCGGGCAGUGGGGGUGGCCGGCGUCGGAGGCGCGGGGGCCCUUCUGCUCCCCGGAGGCCUGGAGGCAGUGGGGGGCUGGGGGCUCCCCGGAGCCUGGAGCGGCGGCUGAAGGAGUCCCUGCAGAGCUGGUUUCGGGCCGAGUUCCUCAUGGACUACGACCCGCGGGGCAACCGGCUGGUGUGCAUGGCAUGUGGCCGCGCCUUGCCCAGCCUCCACCUGGAUGACAUUCGGGCGCACGUCCUGGAGGCGCACCCCGGCUCCCUGGGGCUCACCGGCCCGCAGCGCAGCGCCCUGCUGCAGGCUUGGGGUACCCCGGCUGCGGGGCCAGCCCACCCCCCACCAGACGAGGACCUCGGCCCUCAAGACCUGACUCGAAAAGCCCAGGCUGCGCCCUCGGCUCCCUCUUCCCUGGAUCCCUCUCCGCCGGCCCCUGGGGCCCCUCGAGCGGGAGCGGCCCCCGCGGAGGGGGGAGCGGCGGCUGGGACUGCCGCGGGGCUGCCCCGGGGCCGCGAUCAUCGGCGCUACUACCAGGAGCGCUGGCGGCUGGAGUACCUGAUGGAGUACGACGGCGGACGCCGCGGCCUGGUGUGCAUGGUGUGCGGGGGCGCGCUGGCCACGCUCAAAAUGAGCACCAUCAAGCGCCACAUCCGCCAGCGGCACCCGGGCUCCACCGGCCUCAGCGGGCCCGUCAAGGCCCUCAUCGCCCAGGAGUGGAGCCGCAAGGCCACGCACCUGCUGGCCCUGGGGCUUCCCUUCCCCGAGCCCCCAGGGGCCAGGGGGCAGCCCAGCCAGGCCACCCAGGGCCAGAGGGAGGAGGAGGAGCCGCCGCCGCCGCCGCCGCCGCAGCAGCAGCAGCAGCAACAAGGGGGAGAAGAAGAGCCGGAGGAGGAGGAGGAGGAGGAAGAGGAGGAGGGAGAAUGGGCCGACCGCUCGCCCUCCGCAGAGGAAGAUGGUAGCGCCAGGAAGACUGAGGAGGAGGAAGGGGAGGACCACGCGGAGGAGGCGGCCGCGGCCCCGGCCCCGGAGCUGCGGGCCAGCAGCGCCCCGCCCCCGCCUCCUCCCCCGCCCCCGCCCCCACCGCCGCCUCCUCCGCGGAGCCGGGAGCAGCGGCGCAACUACCAGCCGCGCUGGCGGGGCGAGUACCUGAUGGACUACGACGGGCGGCGGCGCGGCCUGGUGUGCAUGGUGUGCGGGGGCGCGCUGGCCACGCUCAAGGUCAGCACCAUCAAGCGCCACAUCCUGCAGGUGCACCCCUUCUCCAUGGACUUCACGGCCGAGGAGCGCAAGACCAUCCUGGAGGCCUACGAGGAGGCGGCGCUGCGCUGCUACGGCCACGAGGGCUUCGGGCCGCAGGCGCCGCCCCCGGGGGCCCCCGACGGGGACGUGCAGCCCGGCGCUGUGUGCCGGGCAUAGCAGCGGCCCCGAGGGAGAGUCCCUCGCCCGCCCCGCCGCGCCCCGAGCUGGGGGGAGGGGCGGUGCUGCCCCGCCUCCGCGUCACCCCAGCCCUCCCUGCCCUGGCUUCUGGCCCUUGCUGUGACUCUUGCCCUCCAGCGGAGGAAGUCUGGCCGAGGCCCCGCCACGGCCCCCCUGGCCUGACCGCCUCCCUCCGGCCCGCCGUUCAGUGUUAGAGCCGAGGCCCCGCAGCCCUCUCUUUCCGCCUAGGGCGGGGGGCUUGGCCCAGGCCCCCCUUGCUCUGCUCGUUGCACAUGAUCCAGACUGGAUCCCCCCCCCCCCCCCCCGCCUCCCCCGGAGCGGGUUCUGACGCCCGCCUGGGGCCUGGCAUUCCCGCGGGCUCUCCCCAGCCCGAAGCAUGGCAGUAUUAGGACGGCCGAAUCCGCGUAGUAGCACUUUUUUUUUAUCCUCCCUUUCCUUCGGUCGGGGCUCGGCACCCCGUCGCUGGGCUCGCCCAGAGCGCCGCGCUCCGCCGGCUUCCGGCGGGCGCGGGCGGGGAGGUUUUAGGGAGCAUCUUCUAGGCAGGUCCAAGUUUGGAGUGUUUCGAUUCAUUCUCUCCUGUGGAGAAAAGGUGGCCCCGCAGCCGGCCCUCGCUCGGCGCUUCUUUUUUAUUUGAUUCGGAAACUUUAUUUAAUGCUUUUCUAUGGGGGGGGGGGGGGGAGCUGGCCGUCAGCCUUGUGUGCAAAUGUCUUUAUUUAUUAUUCGUGUAUCAGAGAUAAGCUGGGAGCUCCCCGGACGGGUGGGGGGAGGGGGAGGGGGAAGUGGAGGAAGGAGCAGGCGGGUUCCCGAAGUUCCUAGAACUCCCCUCCGCGGGAACCUGUCGGGACGGCUCUUUCCGGUCUCCCCCCAGCACCCUGGGAGGGGCUGCUGCUCAAAGUGGCGACUUCCUCGAGGUGGCCCCGAGGUCUCCGGCGGCUCUCCCGGUUCCCACGGCCUCCACGCCGCGCCUAAGAACAUCAGCUUCGUGGGCAAGGAGCGUUAGAGCCCGAGGAGCCCCCGGGGCUCGCGCAAGUGGCCCUUCCCGCUUCGGAGGGGAAGACCGCGGAGUUUAGGAACUGGCCCAAGGCGAGCUGCUCGGGCCGGAAGUAGCAGAAAGGAAGCACUUAGAGGAGCCCCGGAGGCAGCUCCCUCCCUUGGCACUCUGGGGGGUGGGAAGCUCUUUUUCGCGUGCUGCAUGCCAACCCAACACUGCCUCAGUAGCCCGAGCAGUCCGUGUGUCCAUGAACAUUCUAAGCGGUGUGCUUGCCCUGCUGGCUAACCUGUACGUGUUCCUCCGAAUCUAUAUUUAUAUGCCAGGUUACUCUUUAGUGACAUUAUCCGAACAUUUGUAUGCGUAUUUGUGAGGUGUUUGCAUCCGUUUUUUUUAUAUCCGCCUCCUAAGUUUUGUAAGAGAGGUAUGUUGAAUAAAUGCUUUCAAAAGGA
This is a messenger RNA of Monodelphis domestica (gray short-tailed opossum), 4091 nucleotides long. It is a transcript of the gene ZFTA, whose product is annotated as zinc finger translocation associated. The record is from RefSeq and is a predicted model, not a curated record. NCBI's taxonomy places the organism in Eukaryota, Metazoa, Chordata, Mammalia, Didelphimorphia, Didelphidae. Gene Ontology annotation, biological process: negative regulation of DNA-templated transcription.